AUGCUUCCAUUUGUUUAUAGCGGUGAUGGUGAUCGUUGUGGUAGCUAUGAUAAUGAAAGGCGUAAUGAUAGAUAUCGGCGAAGUAAUUCAAGAGGCCGUUCUAGAUCUCGAUCGUGGUCCAGAGAUCGGCGACGUCGAGGUCGUUAUUCGAGGUCACGAUCUUCCGGUAGAAGCCGUAGCAGAAGCCGUAGUUGUACUCGCAGUUGUAGCCGUAGUAGCCAUGACCGUUCGCCACGUAUGGAUUUCGAUCGAAGACGCCGUUCAAUCGAUAGGGACAGAGAGGAGCCACGAGAAUUUUCAAGCGCACUGCCUUAUUUAUCUUCCAUGCAAGCUCAAUCACAAACUGACAAAUAUGCAUCGCAUACCGCGCUUUAUGGACAACCACAUUACAAAAUCGUCAUGAAAAUGUUACCAACUGAUUCGCAGCGAGAUGCGUUAAUGGCACUCACAGCACGUCAAGGUUUUCGGGUCAAGGAUAUCCGCAUAAUUCAUAAAGGUCCAGACCGUUGUUUCGGAUUCGUGGAAUUCGGAGAUGUGAAUAGCGCACAAGCUUGGAUGGAAUACAACAAGGGAACUUUGCUACUGGACGAUGGACGACCAGUUAAAUUAGAGUAUUCACGUUAUGAUAGUCUAGAUGGACGAUCGUCGGGUCUCUCUGGUUCAGGCGACUGGAUGUGCGCAAAAUGUACCAUAAAAAAUUUUAAAAACCGGGGAGCAUGUUUCAAAUGCAAUUUAACGCGAAUGGAAUCAGAUGGAUUGACCAGAAAAGGUUAUGCAGCGAUUGGUGUCGCGAAGUGUGACACUCUUUUAUUACGUGAAAUACCGCUAAAUUGUACGGAAGCAAAAAUUCAAGCAGAAAUGAAUCGAAUAUCUUCAUUAGACGUUUUACGUGUUCAUAUUGCUGAGUCAGGCCUUUAUGCUUACGUCCAAAUGCGUAGUGCUGAUGAUGCAGAAAGAAUUAUGCUAACACUGAACAAGAUACCCUUACUUAUCGAUGGUUGUGCAGUAAUGGUUACUUACUCGAGAUUACCGUUGAAUACAGUGCUUUCAACAACAGCAGCAACCGAAUCAAUGCAAAAGACGGCCGAACGUAUUAAUCAGAUGCCUGCUUUUAGACCUACAGCUGGACCAAGUGGUAAUGCUGGUGUAGAAGCAGCACAGUUGGCAAUCGCGAAGGCACAACUGAUUCGGCAGAUGACGAAUUCAAUGAUAACUACGGGUGAUACGGUACCACCAAUAUAUUCUGCGGCAGGAACUGCAAUUCCACCAAUUCUUAAUCGACCUCCACCUCCAUUACCACACGAAACAAAUUUUGUUGUUACCGAUUAUUUCAAAGAUGAGACUUCAGCUGACAGGAAUUUCGUUUGCGUUGAUGAUAUAACCAUUCAGGAUUCACAAGGUGUUCCUUCUGGUGGUGGCGUACAAGGGUCAUCAGCUUCUUACAACGGACCACAAAUCAAGGGAGCCGCCGAUUUAGGCUUUGUAGAGACUCCUUGGGGACGUUAUAAAAGAUAUCGUGCACCAAACCCAACUAUAUAUCAGUUUGAACCAUCUUCCGGAUUAUAUUAUGAUCCAACCACUGGUCUUUACUAUGACAGCAAUUCACAGUACUAUUGGGAUGCUAAUGUGCAGAAAUGGAAUUGCUGGAAUGCAACAUAUCAAACAUAUAUACCGUGUGAUUUGAUGUCCCGACAAACUGGGCCGGACCAAGAAGUGACAAAUAAUGAAAGCAAAAACGAAACUAUUGAGAAAAAUACUGAAGUUGUAAAGGACGAACCAAAAAAAGAGCCUCAAAAGACUGCGAAAGAUAUUGCACGAGAAAUGGCACGUUGGGCUAAAAAGCAAAGUAAAGUGUUAUUAGCUGUCAAAGCACCUCCAAAACUGGAAACUACAUCUCCUCUAGUAACUGCCGCCAAACCGAAAACAACUGCUGUCGAACCAACUGCUGAUUUGACAUAUAAAAUGCUUGAGAAAACAAGUAAUCCAUUUGGCUCAUACAGUGAUGAUGAUGAAGAGGAAGAGAUACCACCAGCAGCAAAGAUCGCAGCAGUUGGUGCAGGUCGUGUAGCACUGAAUAGUAAAAGUGGAAAUCGUUUAAUGCAGCAUACAGUUGAUUUACUACCACCUUCAGUUGGUGAUUCUGUUGUUUCACCCAUCAAAACGACACAAUCGGAUGAAAAUUUCGUUGAUGUUGAAAAGAAAUACUGUAUUUUGUGUAGGCGGAAAUUUGCAAGUUUAGAAAUUUUGAUGAAACAUGUUCGAAUGUCAGAUCUUCAUAAGAAAAAUCUAGAAGCACAUUUAUUACAAGCAUCUCUCGAUGACAGUGCAUCAUUGUCUAUGCCAACUGUAUCUACUGCACAAGGCGCCUCUUCAUGCUCACUUGUUCCUCAGCAAUAUCGAGAUCGCGCAAAGGAGCGCCGUAAUUUAUUCGGAUUAGACCCAAGCGGCUUUACAAGUGACAGUGCAGAAGUUGGAGCGGAUUAUGCUGUACGUUCAUCAGACAUUCCCAUUGAUGAUACUAACAUAGGGAAUAAGUUAUUGAAAUCAAUGGGUUGGCAGGAAGGAACUGGAAUCGGGAAGAAUAACCAAGGUAUCAUAACACCGAUAGCAACUGAGAUGCGGGUAGAAGGAGCAGGAUUAGGUGCAGCUGGUUCAAGAGUACUGCAUGGUGCGAAUGCAUCCAGACGAGAACGAGCACGUACUUCAAUGAUGAGCCGUUUUCAGGAUUUGCAGUAA
This is a messenger RNA of Brugia malayi, 2736 nucleotides long. It is a transcript of the gene Bma-rbm-5, whose product is annotated as G-patch domain containing protein. Gene Ontology annotation, cellular component: nucleus. The coding region runs from base 1 to 2736 and encodes 911 amino acids. The record is from RefSeq and is a predicted model, not a curated record. NCBI's taxonomy places the organism in Eukaryota, Metazoa, Nematoda, Chromadorea, Rhabditida, Onchocercidae. The transcript is spliced from 21 exons. Gene Ontology annotation, biological process: mRNA splicing, via spliceosome. Gene Ontology annotation, molecular function: RNA binding.